UUGGCUGUUUUAAAAUGGAGGCAAUUUAAACCGUACUGUAGCGCUUCCCUCGACGGUUGCAUUUUUUAUCUUCGUCGCUGGUAGAACAGAAGUCCACGCUGACGAACAAAGAAAGACUGACUAUGGCCGAAAGCGACUCUGGCGAUACCUCCGAGCGCUACGAGUUCGACGCCCCGACCCACGUCGUGGAUUUCAAGGAGCUGGUGAAUUCACAAACCGAUGAUACGUGGUUUGAAAAUGUUGGGGGAGCAGAUGGUCACCUGAUCACUCCUUCAAGACCUGACAAGCUGUUAAUGCAAGAUGAUGAAGGUAGAACCAGCGUGAUCCCUGACAAGAAUGUGGACUCUGGCCAGAGCAUAUCCACAUCUCCACCCACGAACAUUGUCACAUCCUGGGGCUCUAAAACUCAGAAUGGUGGCCAACCACGGAAGAAGACUGCUAAAGAACACUCUGCACAGCCAUGCAGGGUUUCAAAACGUAAAGAGAUGACCACCCGCCCAACUGCACCGCCGUCAAAGAAACAGAAAGAAACUCCUGUUAGGAAACCCAGAAGUGGGCAGCUGAAGCUCAGAUCUAGUUGUCGCAGGCGUCGCCAACUUAGUGCAAAGGUUUCACCAAAAACCCACCAAACAGCUUCCUCCUCUACAAACACAGAGCGAAGCACUUCCGAGGACCUGGAGAUGGAAAGAAUCAGAAACCUCCAGAGAGAAGUGGCUCUGCAUCGCAAGAAGAACGAGGCCAGCUACAAGGCAGCUCUGGCUGGCAAUCCACCACCAAAGAAAAUGCUGCUGUCUGCGACUGUGCCCCAAGAGUUUCACUUCAACACAGACACUCGUAUUAAGGCGUCCGCUUCAUCAAACACAUCGCACAAGGCCGUGGACUUCAUCCACCAGCUUCGCAAACCCUCCUCACCAGUAAAGACUAGAAGAGGAGCCACAGUACCCAAGCCCUUCAACCUGUCGAAGGGCAACAAGAAGAAGGAAGACGAGCCGGGAACAUACGUGUCCAUGGCUCAGCAGAUCGAGCAGUUCCAGAAGCGAACGCCGCCCCGCUACCAUAUGCGCAGUCACAGAUCCCAAGAAAGAGGGCCAUCUCCAGUGAAAGGUAACCCCCAUCUCAAGCUCACACAGCCUCACUCCCCUCACCUGAUGACACGUCAGAGAAGCCGACCUACAACUAUUAAGAGCAGUGCAGAGCUGGAGGCUGAAGAGGUGGAGCAACUUCAGAAGUUUAAAAUCAAGGCCCAGGAGCUGAACAAGAAGAUACUAGAGGGUCCAGAGGAGCUGAAGAGGCCAGCAGUGAAAGAACCCACCGUACCUGAAGGUUUUGAGUUGGAGAUUGAAAGAAGGCUGCAGGAGAGACAAGCCACCAAGAAGCCUCAGGAAAGCGAAGAGAAGCCCAACAAUUUUAAAGCCAAGCCUCUGCCCAAAAAGGUCCUGGAGGGAGUCGUGGGACUGCCAGAUAAAAAAGUUCCAUAUCCAACUGUGCCAGAAUCUCCAGCGUUUGCCCUGAAGAAGAGGGUUCGCUUGGACCGCAAGGUCGAGGAAGUUAAACCGCCAUCGCCGGUGAAGGCCCCUCCAGUUCCUCACUUUGGCCUUCCAUUCCAGCCCCGGCUCCCAGAACACCACGUAGAAGUGUGUCCUUUCUCAUUUGAACAGAGGGAGCGAGAGAGACGAGCUUUAAAAGAGAAAAGGCUGGAGGAGAUGCGAAAUGAAGAGGUCCCACAGUUCAAGGCCAAGCCGCUGCCAGACUUCGACACUGUGGUCCUCCCGGAAAGGAAGAAGCUGGAGCCCACGAAGCCUGAGCCCUUCAGACUGCUCAUCGAUGAACGAGGAGCUGUGAAGAACAGCUGCUGGGAACAGAUGGUGAAAGAGGAGCAGAAACAUCAAGAGGAGGCUGCAGUAUUCAAAGCCAGACCCAACACUGUUGUUCAUAAAGAGCCUUUCAGACCCAAAAAGGAGAGCCGGAGUGCCGUGGACAUUAAUUCUUCUACAGUGGUGGAAGCCUUUGAGCUGGCAACGGAGCGCCGGGCCCGAGAGUGGCAGGAGUACGAGCGAAUGGUCAGCGAGAAGGAGGCGCUGAGGGCGCGUAUGGAGGUGGAGCAGAGGCGAGAGGAGGAGCAGAAGGUGAAGGAGGAGAUCGCCAGGUUGCGGCAAGAACAGGUGCACAAAGCUCAGCCCGUCAGACACUAUAAACCUGUCGCGGUGAAGAAGAGUGAAGUUCCUCUCACAGUCCCCGAGUCGCCCAACUUCUCCGACCGCUUCCGUCUGUGAGCAGCCAGCCUUGCUUUAGUGUAUGACCUGUAUAUUUUACCACUGCAAACAUUUGUACUUUUAAAUUUAUUUU
Messenger RNA from Melanotaenia boesemani (Boeseman's rainbowfish), 2346 nucleotides. RefSeq names its product TPX2 microtubule nucleation factor (gene tpx2). Gene Ontology annotation, biological process: regulation of mitotic spindle organization; activation of protein kinase activity. The coding region runs from base 123 to 2273 and encodes 716 amino acids. Gene Ontology annotation, cellular component: microtubule; spindle. The record is from RefSeq and is a predicted model, not a curated record. Lineage: Eukaryota; Metazoa; Chordata; Actinopteri; Atheriniformes; Melanotaeniidae. The transcript is spliced from 17 exons.